Didymodactylos carnosus is the source of this 2039-nucleotide messenger RNA. Lineage: Eukaryota; Metazoa; Rotifera; Eurotatoria; Philodinida; Philodinidae. The record is from the annotation of a GenBank genome assembly.
AUGAAUUCUACUACAAACUUUACAGCAUCAAAUAUACUGAUCACUGACAAUACAAUCGAAGAAAUUAUUCAAAUUUUAGAAUUACAAGAUACUGAAGAAAAGGAGCAAAUAACUAAUGAUGUACUGAAAAAUGGUCGUCAAGCAUUAGUCAAAUAUGAACAUAUUCUCAUUCCAGAAAUUUAUUCAGCAGAAAUCAGCAAAUCUAUUGAUAAUCAAUCGGCUAUUGUACCAACAUUAAUUCAAGGAACUCGUUUGUCAGAGUUAAUAAAACAGCAUGUCUAUCAACGAUGGAAAACAGCUUGUUUGAAUGAACCAAAGAUUUGGAAAUUUAUCGCCAACAUGAAGGAUGGAAAUAGUGAGCAUUUUGAAUCUGUUCUACAACAUACAGCUGAUUAUGGUAGCACAUACACCAAAUCAUCUUCAAUUUUGGCCGUCGUUUUGCAAAUAUUAUUUCAUGGUAUUGAUGAUGAAUGUUUGACAAAGAAUCUGUGGAAUUCUGUAACAAACAAAGGAUUACGGGGAUGCACAGAUUUUACUCAAUACAUUUCUGAAGAUGAUUUAAGAGAACAAUUAGAUGAUUGUGACUCGCCAUUGUUUCUGGCAUUACGUAUGUAUUAUUACGAGCAAAUAUCUGAAUUAUUUAAACGACAUAAAAUACCGGAUACCAAAGUUCUUUAUAAGUUAUCGGCCGAUAAUUUUGCCAGAAUGGGUUGGUUAAACGGCAUUGAGUCAGUGAAACACAAGAUACCACCGGUCAAAUAUGAAGCGCUUUUGAAAGCAAUUGCAGCUAUGAUCGAUUCUUCUAUAGAAGUUCCAGAGUUACGAUCAACAUCGGCGCCAAUACCGACAUCAGCUUCCAAUUUACUCAUGUCAAAUCGCGAUAACACAUCAUUGUCAAAUACCAGACAUUCAGGUAAGUUUCAUCGAAUCUAACCACUGAGAAAGUAGCAUAUACAGAGCAUAGAGAUUCACUGAAGGCUAUAUAAGCUGCUAGUGAUCAGAGAGCGAAUCGAAUCCGACUCUACCGGUUCGAAUUCGAUGAUUCCAACCGAAUCGAACGAAAACGGUUCGGUUGAUUUUCGCUUCCUGAUAGAAAACCCUAACUGCUUACACUCAUUCUCUAUCCACACUUUCAUCCAUCUUAAAUUAAGUUUAACAGGGUGUACAUAAAAGGUUUUGAUCUUCUUCUGUUUCGUGAAAUUUUAGAGCCAGUAUGUUUCUAUACAUAGAGUUUCAAAAGCAAUAAAGACUGUCUUCCCUCUUCGUCUCUUUCCUACUUCCACUGCCUUUUUCUGUUUACAUCACUAGUUGGACUUAAGAGAAUAAUUAAAAAUGAAGUUGUGUAGAGUAAUUGAUAUGUUAACUUAUCAUCAUUUCGUAAAUGCAUAAAAAUGACUUUGCUAAAUCUGUAGGUUAUGUUCCAGAUUGCAUUCAUAAUCCAUUUUCUUGAAUGAUUGAGUCCAUAAAUCGCAAAAUCUCGGUUUAUUUUAGCUUUUAUUUAGAUUGAAGGAUAAAUGUUGUAUUGCUAUUACUGAAAACUGAACAUUUAAGGCUUUCCUUCCCCUCAAAAAUCGAUCUCAGCUCCGGCUAGUACGAAUCGCAUGAAAUUUUCAGAAUAUAUUGGGGCUAUAAUGAGAAGCUGUAGUAAAAGUUUCGACUCUAUCUCAUGACGUUUCACAGAGAUAUAUGCUAAACAAGGGUCAGAAAUAGCUGAUUUGACGACCCAAAGUUCUCAGUCCAGGUUCGUUUGAUAUAUCCGCCUGACCAAAAUAGUUGCACACAGUAUUUCCAACAUCUUAUUGGCAUAACUCAACAUUUUUUAGAAAGGAACUAUAUAUUUGGAUAGCGCGUGGAAUUCUCUACAACCCUAUAUAUGUACAUUUUGAAUUACAUGUGUUCGUAAAAGAUAAACUCAAGCACAGUAAAGGCACCCUCAUGGUUAGAUUCGAUGAAACUUACCUGAAUGUCUGGUAUUUGACAAUGAUGUGUUAUCGCGAUUUGACAUGAGUAAAUUGGAAGCUGAUGUCGGUAUUGGCGCC